AUCACUAAGAAUUCCCUGAAGAAAAUCCUUCUUCAGCUGAAAUGCCAUUUCACAUGGAACUUAAAUGAAGAAAGUGCUACGGAUGAUCUAGAAGACAGAGUGUGUAACCAGAUUGAAUUCUUAAACACUGAGUUCAAAGCUACUAUGUACAAUCUGUUGGCCUAUAUAAAACACCUGGAUGGUCAAAACGAGGCAGCCCUGGAAUGCUUGCAGCAAGCUGAAGAGUUAAUCCAGCAAGAACAUGCUGAUGAAGCAGAAAUCAGAAGUCUGGUCACAUGGGGAAACUAUGCCUGGGUCUACUAUCACAUGGGCAGGUUCUCAGAAGCACAGAGAUAUGCAGACAAAGUGAAACAAACCUGUGAGAAGUUUUCAAAUCCUUACAGUAUUGAGUGUCCGGAAAUUGACUGUGAAGAAGGAUGGACAUGGUUAAAGUGUGGAGGGAUGCAUAAUGAAAGGGCGAAGGUAUGUUUUGAAAAGGCUCUGGAAGAGAAACCCAACAACCCAGAAUUUGCCUCUGGACUGGCAAUUGCAGUGUACCGUUUGAAUGACAAACCACAGAAGCAGUUCCCUUUUGAAACUUUGAAGCAGGCCAUCGAACUGAGUCCUGACAACCAAUAUAUUAAAGUUCUCUUGGCUAUAAAACUUCUGAAGAUAUUUAAAGAAGCUGAAGGGGAGUCCUUAGUUGAGGAGGCCCUGGAGAAAGCGCCUUACCAAACAGACGUCCUUCGCAGUGCAGCCAAAUAUUACAAAUUAAAGGGUAACCUAGACAAAGCUAUUGACCUGUAUCUAAGGACACUGGAAGCCACACCAAACAAUAGUCACCUCUUUUACCAGAUUGGAUGCUGCUACAAGAAAAAAAUCACACAGUUGCAGAACACAGAAGAAUCUAUAGCUAUUGGGCAUAGAGAAAAGAUUGAAGAACUAAGGGAAUGUGCUAUAGAAUAUUUAAAGAAAGCUCUUGAUAGGAAAGUAAAUGAUCCUUUCAUAUACACCAAUCUUGCUGAACUUGUAGCACAAAAAGGUCACUACAGAGAAGCAAAAGAAUAUUACAAGAUAGCGUUGGAUAAGGAUGUUGAGAGGGAGCAACUCCAUCAAUGCUUUGGCAACUUUCAGGAAUAUCACAUGAAGUCUGAAGAUACUGCUGUGGAACAUUAUUUGGAGGGUUUGCAGAUAAGCAAACAUUCAUCAGAGAAGGAAAAGAUGAAAUGCCAGCUGCAGGACAUAGCUGAAAAACCGCUUUCACAAAAUGCACCAAAUUCUUGGUAUCACCAAGGAUUCGUUCACAAGAUGAAUGGAGAUAAGCUGCAAGCAGUGGAAUGCAAUGAGAAGGGCCUAGGUUGCCUACUAAAAAGCAGUCCUUCAGGUACAGGCAGCGUAUUCCUUCUAGAAUCGGAGCUUGAGGAGGGCAAGGAGGAGAAGAGUCAGAGCACAUAGAGCUCCACUCUCAGAGAGCUCCCCAACCCCUGA
Molecule: messenger RNA, 1467 nt
Organism: Chrysochloris asiatica (Cape golden mole)
Lineage: Eukaryota; Metazoa; Chordata; Mammalia; Afrosoricida; Chrysochloridae
Gene: IFIT3
Product: interferon-induced protein with tetratricopeptide repeats 3
Exons: 1
Biological process (GO): defense response to virus
Cellular component (GO): cytosol
Molecular function (GO): protein binding
Source: RefSeq, a predicted model, not a curated record